This is a messenger RNA of Hibiscus syriacus, 2131 nucleotides long. RefSeq names its product ubiquitin-like-specific protease ESD4. Bases 389 to 1879 code for a protein of 496 amino acids. Gene Ontology annotation, cellular component: nucleus. The transcript has 9 exons. Gene Ontology annotation, biological process: protein desumoylation. The record is from RefSeq and is a predicted model, not a curated record. Lineage: Eukaryota; Viridiplantae; Streptophyta; Magnoliopsida; Malvales; Malvaceae. Gene Ontology annotation, molecular function: deSUMOylase activity.
CAGCGUUGCAAAGUUGAUUCCUUUUUGUCCCGCGAAAGCAAUUGCGAAAUUUCCAAAAUUCCUCUUUCAAAUCUGUACCUUUUGCUGGUAUCUGGAUCCAAAUCUAGCAGUAACGGUUGUUUCCUUUGAAAAUUCCUCAAAAUUUUAAUUGAUUUUCUUCCGCAUUCUCCCCUUUAUUUUCUGAAAAUUUCUUGGCUUGUUUUAGUUUUAAGAAAAUCCGAUCCUUUAUUGUGUUUUGAAGUGGUUCGGCUUUUCAAAUUCAAUGUUUUCACUUUAAAAAUAGUUUUCUUGUGUUUAUAACAUAAACCCUAACCUCUCAAAUUUAGUUUCAUGGUUUUCGUUAAACGGGUACUGUGAUUUUAAGGAUUAAAGUUUGUGGAUUUCGUCAAUGGGUGCUUUAGCAAGCAAUCGUAAACGCGGUGGAGAUGAGUAUUUCAAUUCCAAUUUCAACCACAAAAAGAAACCCCCAUAUUCAGAUUCCCUGGGUUACCAGUUUUUCAAAAAACCCAGAUUGUCUGUGAUAAAUCGAAGCCUGGAAAGAGAAAAUUUUCCUUCCAACAGCACUGUCUUGAGAAUCUCUCGUUACCCAGAACCUAAGAUACCUUUCGCUAGAGCAGUCCACGCCCCUUUCAGACAUCUAAAAUUUGGGUUAUCCGCUUCAAAACACAAACAGGAUUUGCCUAAAAGCGAGUUGGGGUAUUUCUUGAGUAGUAGAUUCAGUAAUGUGAAAAGUCAAGCUUGGUGGGAUACUUCGAGCCAUUUCAAGAAGGAAAAAGAAGUGAUUUUUGUGGAAGAUGAUGAGAAGAAAGAAACAGGGGCGGUUCCAGAUGAUCUUAUUGUUGAAGAAGUGGAGAUUAUUGAGAAAGGGAAGAAUAAUGUGGAAGAAGUGAGGCAUUUUCAGCCAUCGUCUUCAUCUGCUGUUCCUGAGUUGAAUAAUGGGAAUUUAAGAGUGGCUAGUUCGUUGGAUAUGUCUUCAUUAAGGGAGAUUUCCAAUGUGCAAGAUUUAGAAGCUUAUAAGAAGUUGCUGGAGAUUGCAGAGAGGAGAAACUCCAAGUUAAAAGCAUUGGAUAUUCAAAUUGAGUUGAAUGAGAAGCGUAAAGCUGGACUUCAGGCAUUGCGACCCAUAAAGAAACCAGAGGAGGAGCUAGUGGAGGUGUUACCUCCCGAGCCUUUUAUUCCUCUUUCUGAGGAGGAGACGACUUCGGUGUCGAAUGCCCUUUCUGCUAAAAACUGGAGAAAGAUAUUAGUCUCUCACCAAAACUCAAGCAUUGAUAUUAGAGGAGAAGUUUUGCAAUGUCUGAAACCGGGCGCAUGGUUGAAUGAUGAGGUCAUUAAUCUAUAUCUUGAAUUACUUAAAGAUCGCGAAAACAGGGAGCCAGAGAAGUUUCUAAAAUGCCACUUCUUCAACACCUUCUUCUAUAAAAAGUUAGUGAAUCCGGAGAGUGGAUAUAACUAUAAAGCUGUCAAAAGGUGGACUUCGCAAAGGAAGUUAGGGUACUGCUUAUUGGACUGUGACAAAAUAUUUGUCCCCAUACACAAAGACAUACACUGGUGCUUGGCAGUUAUCAAUAAGAAAGUUCAGAAAUUGCAGUAUCUUGAUUCACUAAAAGGAAAAGAUCCUAACGUGCUGAGAGCACUGGCAAAAUACUUUGUUGAAGAAGUGAAGGACAAAAGUGGAAAGAACAUUGAUAUAAGUUCUUGGGAACUAGAAUAUGUUGAAGACCUUCCUGCACAGGAGAAUGGGUUUGAUUGUGGCAUGUUUAUGUUAAAAUAUAUCGACUUCUAUAGCAGAGGUUUAAGUCUUUGUUUUGAUCAGGAACACAUGCCAUAUUUUCGUUUGAGGACUGCCAAAGAAAUUCUGAACUUGAGAGCUGAUUGAUCGAAAGUGUGAACAUACACUGUACAAGGGUAUGCCUGCUUUUCUAAACUACUUUGGAAAGCAUUUACUAGGAACUUCAAAGGUGUACAAAAAGUUUGCUUCGGAUCCGAUUUUUCUAUAUAAUUACUAAGACAACGUAUGGAUGUUCUCGUACAAAAGACGAAAGCAGAAAAAUAUAGAUUAAAGACAUGAGAUUGUAGGGCUGCAGAACUUUCCCCAAAAAAGGGCUAUUGUGACUGGAUGUUAUAGGUA